AUGGGGGAUGCUGAGAAGGCCGGGAUACUGAACGCCUUCUUUGCUUCUGUCUUCACUGCAAAGACUCCCCCUUGGGAAUCUUGGACCCUGGAGUCCCAGCGCCGUGUUACAUUUCACCUCCCAGAUGGCUCCCAGGAAAGCUGCAGUGACAGUGGUCUGGGAGACCACGAGCCGGUGGGUGGUGGAACCCUGAUCUCACACCCUCUCCCUCUGGUUCAGCCGCAGGACGAAUUCUAUGACCAGGCCUCACCGGACAAGAGGACUGAAGCUGAUGGCAACUCCGACCCCAACUCGGAUGGGCCUCUUGGGCCAAGAGGAUUAGCUGAAGCUACAGAGAUGUGUACUCAAGAAUGCCUGGUUUUGGGUCAUUCAGAUAACUGUUGGAUGCCUCCCAGCCUGGGUCCAUACCAACAGCCAAAGUCUCCUAUGUCUACCUUUGCACCUCAGAAAGAAUGGGUUAAGAAGGACAAAUUAGUUAAUGGACACACAUUGACCAGGACCUGGAAAGAAGAUAGCAACAGAAACCAGUUCAGUGAUCGAAAGCAGUAUGGUUCCAGUGAGGGCCAUUUCAACACUGGCAAUCACAUGACUGACAUUCCUCUGGCCAACUUGAAGUCUUAUAAACAGGCCUCAGGAGCUGCUGAGAGUCCAAAGGAGCACCAGCUAUAAGAAAUGGUUACUUUGGACCAAUGACUUUAGCCUACUUAGACUUGCUAAUACUGUGUGUGUGUGUCAGAGCUUUAUGUACUGGGUAGACCUCUAGAACUAUGUUUCACCUAGCAGAGAGAUGCAUAUCUUUAUGUUAGCACCGUGGAAGGUAUGGUGUCCUGCAAGAUGAAAGAGAGUUUCUACUAGUUGUGUGGUUUUGUUAAAUAGACAUGAUUAAACUCUGCAGCAAUCUCUCCAGUUUGAGAAUAUUCUUUUUUUGUUUGUUUGUUUUUUGACCCUGGACUGCUGCUAUGAACAACAGAAGAUGCAUUUGGAGAGUGGGAGAGCAAGAAAGUUCAUUGGAUUGCAAUGAUUGAAAAGAAUAUCCAGUUAGAAAAUUGUGCUUUUGUUGUCAUUGAUCUAUGCUGGGACCAUUAUACUUGAGAUCAUAUUGCAAACAAAACAACUGAAACUGUAAACAUUAAACCUAUUGUGCUAUUAACAAUCCUAGUGGACACUUAUAAGUCAAUCAGUGUUCAAAUACUUGUAAAUAGAAACAAUUAUUACUUACAAAAUUUGUGUACUUAUAACGUUCACUUGAAAAGAUACGGUAGCAUAUUUCUGUGUUUCAGAGUUGCUUUUUACUUUUUUUCAUUUGCUUCCUGUUGUUUUGCUUUCAUUUUCAGUGAUGGUGUUUCUGUGUUAGUAAUCUGUCUGACACACAAUGUUCCAAGGAACUCAAAACACUUGUGUUAAAAGGAAAAAAAAAAAAAAAAGGAUUGAUGAGGUGGGAGAGAAGGUUGCUGGUAGAAAGGAGAACAAGAAAAAAAAAUGUUUUUUUCUUUCUAGUAGUAGUAAAUGAUGCUGGCAUUAAGGUAGAUAUUUUUUUCCAAAUAUUAAGCAGUGAAAGGAUAUAUGUAAGGGCUUUCACAAAUUGCAACUUUUUUUUUCUUUUAACUUCCAUUCUGUUUCAUAAAACAGGGAAACUGCAAAACAAAGGAGUAUUUAGAUUUUUGUUGAUACAAUGGGUAAGGGUGAAAGCUGCUAAUUUGGAAUCCUUGAUCAAGUUAGCUGCAGUCUGGAAUUUAAUGAGUGGCAGCUGACAUUGAUCUCAGCUGGAAUUUAUGAAGGAAAUUAUAAAGGAAUAAAAUACAAUAAUCAUAUUUUUCCAGUUGGGCAAGUGUGUGUCUAUACCUAAGACAGUCUGUAUUGCUGAAACAGCAGCAUUUGUGUGGAUCUUCAUCUGCGUUAAUGUUGUAGUAACACAAGUGUUUUUAGACCAUAGCCAGAGAAUAUUUAAUGUGUUGUGCCUUCAUGAUGUAACAGAGCAUUCUCCUGGUAGGCUAGUUGGGGGAAAUAAAGGGUUAAAUCUCUAGUUAUUGCUGUUUAACUGUUUGUUAUCAUAGUUGGUCAAUGCCUGGCAGGUACCAGUAUCAUGUCACCUCCGUCAAACCAGCAGAGUGACUACUAAUGUUAAUAAGAUCUAAGUUGCACGCAAAGCAAAUCCAAAUCCAAACAUUCUUAGAUUGUUUUUGUUAAAGCAUGACAGAUUAUUUACACAAAUAAGUAGCAUGCAAAAAUUAAAAAAAAAAUGUCCUUACAGAAAAAAAAGCAGAAGUUACUUAUGCCACAGUGAAACAUCAAUCUUAAAAUAACAGUUAGAUAACUUGAAGGUGAUUUUAUUCUUACCACAAACACAAAUUUUUUUCUUCUUUAUUCUUUUGUAUAUAGUAGUUCACAUUAUUUUCUUCCUCCAUAAUAUAAAAGGCAUUAAAUGGGUUAGGGGUGCAUUGCUUAUUGCAGUACUUAUGUCAGUUUGUGAGGGGUGUUUGAUGACUUUGACAGAAUAAAUAUCUAACCAGUUAUCCUUGUUACUGCUUUGCCAGUUCAACGUUAUUUACUUAUUCAGCUCU
Molecule: messenger RNA, 2561 nt
Organism: Numida meleagris (helmeted guineafowl)
Lineage: Eukaryota; Metazoa; Chordata; Aves; Galliformes; Numididae
Product: protocadherin-9-like
Exons: 3
Coding region: 1-669 (222 amino acids)
Source: RefSeq, a predicted model, not a curated record